AUGGAAUUGAUUUGUUAUGCAUCUGAGAUUGAAAUACUUGGCCCAUUAUUUGAAGGCUAUUUACCUAAAUUGUACAAUCUUCCAGUCACCUUUCCGUUUCCAUUACCAAUAGUUGAAGAUGAGGAUGUUAUUCAACCUUUACCACCACCAAUUGUUGAAGAUUCAAAUAAUCCUUCAUACUUCACUAAAAACAAUUCUAAAAAGACUCAUCCUAUACAAUUAAUUCGAGAUUGGUCUGUUGAAUUAGAUAAGAUAAAUCAUAAAGUCGAAUCAAAUAGAAAUGAAUUCCCUAGAAAUUUUAAAGAUUAUUUUCAAAC
This is a messenger RNA of Racocetra fulgida, 317 nucleotides long. The record is from the annotation of a GenBank genome assembly. Lineage: Eukaryota; Fungi; Glomeromycota; Glomeromycetes; Diversisporales; Gigasporaceae.